ACUUUUCUCACAUCCAACAGGAAAACACAAGCUUCUAAACACCAAUUAAAAGCAACUAAGUUUUCAUAUUUUCUUAUCACACAAAAAAAGAAGAAGAAGAGGGAAGCAAUGGCUUCGGCUCUGAAACUCUUCACAUGCCUUGUUUUGACGGUUUACAUAGCUGCAUCGGUAGAUGCAUCAAUCUCAUGUAACGCAGUGGCAAGUUGCAUAGCUCCUUGUGUCCCCUACCUAAGACAAGGCGGGGUCGUGACGCCUGCAUGUUGUGGAGGAAUGAGAAAUUUGAAUGGUUUAGCUCAAACCACACUAGACCGUCAACAAGCAUGCAAAUGCGUACAGUCCAUUAUAAGUUCCAUCCCUGGUCUCAACCCAAAUCUAGCUGCUGGUCUUCCUGGACGGUGCGGUGUUAGCUUUCCCUAUCCUAUCUCCGCGAGCAAUAACUGCGACAGCUAUGGUUCUUCUUGCGAGAACGAUUUUGCUUUUGUUCUUCUGUGUGAAUCUCGGCCGCCCGUCGUUCAUAAGCGCAGACGAUUCUGACAAUUGAUUUAGACUGGAGAUCUGGACUUCACUCUAAGGUCCAAAGUCUCUAAAUCGUAAAUUACUUGUUUUGGUUUCAGUACUCCUGCAAGCUAUUGUUUUAUGUCCAACAAACUAUAUAAGGCUCUCCUCACGGUUUGUCAUACUGUAGAUAGUGUUCAAAGGUUUGUUUAUACUAACCUGCUUGUGUGUCGUUAAUCUCUGGCUCUGUCUCCUCCACGACAAUUCUGGAUCUGGAUCUCGGUCCUUCUUUAGCUGAUCUCUCACCGUCACCACCUCCUGUGCACCUGCCGACGACUACUCUCUGACACAUAUGAACAAAACAAAUAAAACUUCUUUAGCUAAUAUAAAUAAAUGAAAAAAUGAAGAAGGCGGUGGAAGUUUAAGCAAUCAAUACCUGAUAAUCUGACUAUGUUUUGUAAGUUCACUUGAAAUAGGGAUGGUGGUUGAUGAUCUUCAAGCUUCCCUGGUUAAACAUAAUAAGGAACUCCGUAUACAUGAUAUGAAACUUUAAAAGAAGAAUUUGAAAAUAAUACUACCUCAAGUGUCGAUAUGAAAACUGUCUCAUCAAACACUCUGAAUAUUUCUAUUAGUUCAUUUGUAAUUUUAUUAUCCAAGUUGUUUCUUAA
Raphanus sativus (radish) is the source of this 1163-nucleotide messenger RNA. Its product is annotated as non-specific lipid-transfer protein 3. NCBI's taxonomy places the organism in Eukaryota, Viridiplantae, Streptophyta, Magnoliopsida, Brassicales, Brassicaceae. The record is from RefSeq and is a predicted model, not a curated record. The transcript has 2 exons. Gene Ontology annotation, biological process: lipid transport. Gene Ontology annotation, molecular function: lipid binding. Gene Ontology annotation, cellular component: membrane. The coding region runs from base 109 to 534 and encodes 141 amino acids.